CUUGUACUUGUGCAUAGUGCUGUACAGACAUAACAGAAAAGUGGGUGUUUUUCUUCGUCCCGCUGUAUCACACAGUAUACUACCUCCGUUUCUCUUGCACCACAUUUCUGCGUCCUGUUUGAAGAACAUAGUAUUACCGUCUUCUAAUCUGAAGUUCCGGGAGUCUAAACAUGGAUAGAGUGGUAAAGACCAAGCUUGCCUUCGUUGUUUCGCUCCACGUGAAACAUUCCAAGGAAGGGGUGCGGUCAACUACGAACAGGUUGGCUAUGGAACACUUCGACAAGCUGAACUGCUCACCGGACGACCAUGUCCUGUACGUCGGCUAUGGCGACGAGGCGGUGAUUUUGGCCACCAGAGUUAACUCGGUUGUAGUUAUUGAUGUGGACCCUGCUCUCCUCGAGAUCGGGAAAAGCGACCGCCCAGCUGACAACGUGGAAUACCUGCAGGAUGACCUAGGGGAAGGGAGCCCCCACUUGGCCAAUUGGGGAGAGUCUUUCAGCCAAGUGGUCAGCAUCGGCCGCGUCAUGUUCUACCCGAAUGUCCCUCUCGUCCUGAGAAACAUGGUGGGAUGUCUAAAACCCGGCGGGCAGUUGCUGUGCGUCAUUCCCAAUAACGACUUCAACUUCUUUGGCGGGGCAGCCAAAGUUAUCGAGGAUCAUCCGGAAUGGGGACAGAGGGUUAAGAAGUCGAAUUUGACCCUGUGGAACCACACCGAAGAACAAGCAGAGGAGUUCUUCCAAGGCAUCUGUGACUGGUCUGAACUGUCCUGCAAAAGUCAGCGGGUUUAUCACGGACUGCCAGAGCAAAAGGCCAAACUGAUUUUACUUGAUACUCUGGAUCAAGUGGGUUCAUCUCACCAGGAGGAAUGCCUUAAAGCCCUUUGGCAGUGGGCCCUCAAUGAGUAUGGAUGCACCGAGGAUGGCUGCCUCAAAAAGCCCUCCGAGUAUAUGGUGAUCUACGGAGUCAAGAGAACCUGAGAGAUUCGCUUUGACUUCGAUACCUCCAUGUGCCAUGAGGGGCACAAGUUUACUUUGUAUUGGUGACAAGGCUGUCUUUCUCCUCCGGUUGGUUUUGGUGAAGGCGGAUUUUUAAAAGAUAUUUUAGAGACUUUUUAAUCUAUAUGUCUAUUCGUGUAUAUAUUUAAGGUUGGGAUUAGAAGCGAUUCACAAUGCAAUGCUCAAUUAAUGUCAGAUGAUACCGUGUCACGAAGAGGCCAUUUAUUGGGUGAUUUGGUCACCGAGUUCAAAUCGUUCGAAUUAAUCUUCUUUCUUCAAUUCUCUCUUUUUUCCCCUUGACAAUAAUUCUCCGCAAAUUUUCUUCCAAACUUGAAACUUUGAACAAAUACCAACCCUGAUCUCAAGGUGUCGAUAUUACUUUCACGUCACGAUGACGUCAUCAGGCUUUUAUUCAUUUUUAACUCAUGUACAAAAGUUCGUACUUUGAGUACGUGAAGCCGCUUGACCUGUUUGUAUUGAAAAUACAAACACUCAGGCACGCAAUUUCGAUUUCAGACACGCAAAUUCUUACGACAACAUUUCCAUUUUGAAUUGCCUCUAAUUUUGAAUUGCCUCUAAUUAGUUUAAACACUGUAUACUCAGUGUGUUACCUCCCGAGUGAAAGUUGGAGAAAAAAAACGUCGGU
This is a messenger RNA of Patiria miniata (bat star), 1641 nucleotides long. RefSeq lists its product as uncharacterized. Gene Ontology annotation, molecular function: S-adenosylmethionine-dependent methyltransferase activity. The record is from RefSeq and is a predicted model, not a curated record. NCBI's taxonomy places the organism in Eukaryota, Metazoa, Echinodermata, Asteroidea, Valvatida, Asterinidae. The coding region runs from base 171 to 977 and encodes 268 amino acids. The transcript is spliced from 5 exons.